UAUUUUGGCCGGCGUACCCCAGAGGUUGAUCCAUUACCAUACGUAGUAACAUUUUCAUCUACUGUGUUGUGGAUCUAUUAUGGCGUAAUCGAUGAUCAUAAUGUAGCCAUAUUGACCAUUAAUUCGGUUGGAAGUAUACUCGAGUUAGUAUAUAUCCUUCUAUACCUAUACAAUGCGCCUCGUAAAUCAUUGAAUCGUACGCUGUGGGGUUGGUGCAUUUGUGUGCUCGUGGUUGCCUCAAGCAUACUAAUCACCUUCUUCGCUUUGCAAAAGUACUACAGAAUUUACGUAGUAGGAUGGAUAUGUGCAGCUUCGUCACUCCUCAUAUUCGCAUCACCAUUACAUAUUGUGUUACAAGUUUGGAGAACCCGUGACCUCCAGCUCAUGUCACUAUGGCUUUCUCUUGCAUUGACAUUUUCUGGAGUUGUUUGGGCUGCAUAUGGACUCUUAGAGCAAGAGUUCAGUGUU
This is a messenger RNA of Striga asiatica, 468 nucleotides long. NCBI's taxonomy places the organism in Eukaryota, Viridiplantae, Streptophyta, Magnoliopsida, Lamiales, Orobanchaceae. The record is from the annotation of a GenBank genome assembly.